Myxocyprinus asiaticus (Chinese sucker) is the source of this 2022-nucleotide messenger RNA. Its product is annotated as mitochondrial import receptor subunit TOM40 homolog. The coding region runs from base 92 to 1117 and encodes 341 amino acids. The record is from RefSeq and is a predicted model, not a curated record. The transcript has 10 exons. Gene Ontology annotation, biological process: protein import into mitochondrial matrix. Gene Ontology annotation, cellular component: mitochondrial outer membrane; mitochondrial outer membrane translocase complex. Lineage: Eukaryota; Metazoa; Chordata; Actinopteri; Cypriniformes; Catostomidae. Gene Ontology annotation, molecular function: transmembrane protein transporter activity.
GGAAUGGGCGGGCCAAGACCUCAGUUAUGUAGAUUGUCCCUUGCAUCCUACCGGUGCCUCUCAGCCGUUAGCUGGACUGCUUUGCUGAACCAUGGGCAGUGUGUUGGCUGCCAGCUCCCCAAACCCACCACCAGCCUCAGGGGGUGGCAGUGCCCCAGGGGGGCCUGGUCUAGUGACGGUACCUCCAGGUUUCACCAUGCCUCCAGUCCCACCCUCCUCAGUCACACAGGGACAGUCUGGGGCAGAAACAGAGGCUUCUCUCCCUAACCCUGGCACAUUUGAGGAGUGUCAUCGCAAAUGCAAAGAGGUCUUCCCUACACAGAUGGAGGGUGUACGUUUGGUUGUCAACAAGGGCUUGAGUAAUCACUUUCAGGUUAGUCACACAAUUACUCUAAGCACCCUGGGAGACUCGGGUUACAGAUUUGGAACCACAUAUGUGGGCAGCAAGCAAACAGGUCCUGCAGAGUCUUUUCCAGUCAUGGUUGGUGACAUGGACAGUACAGGCAGUCUCAAUGCACAGAUCAUCCAUCAGCUUACCAACCGUGUACGCUCUAAAGUGGCCAUGCAGACUCAGCAACAGAAGUUUGUAAACUGGCAGUGCGAUGCAGAGUACCGUGGAGAUGGCUUUACUGCUGCUGUUACCGUUGGCAACCCAGAUGUUCUUGUUGGAUCUGGUAUCCUUGUGGCACACUUCCUCCAGUCCUUGUCUCCUGCUUUGGUAUUGGGAGGUGAGCUGGUCUAUCACAAGAGACCAGGAGAGGAGGGCACAGUCACAUCAUUAGUGGGCAGAUACACAGGUAGUAAUUAUGUUGCAACAUUAACUGUUGGAGGAGCUGGUGCACAUGCAUCUUACUACCACAAAGCCAAUGACCAGCUGCAAGUCGGGGUUGAGUUUGAGGCCAGUACACGGAUGCAGGACACAAGUGUGUCGUUUGGUUAUCAGUUGGAUCUACCCAAAGCAAACUUGCUGUUUAAAGGUUCUUUAGAUAGCAACUGGGUGGUGGGAGCAAUGCUGGAAAAGAAGCUGCUACCCCUUCCUCUAUCAUUAGCUCUUGGCGCCUUCCUUAACCACCGCAAGAACAAGUUUCAGUGUGGCUUUGGUGUCACCAUCGGGUAGAGAAGCCGUGGCGGCAAUGAAGAAUCUCUACAGAUACGACCCUCCACCACGUUUGGACUGGUGCAGAGACAUGGGGACAUGGACCAACACUGAAAUGGACUCCCAAUAUUACUGCGUUUAACCUUCACUAGGAUGGACCAGGAUGAAGAGCUUUCAGGACCGCACAAGCAAAGUCCAACAAAGCUCCCAUCAAUCUAAAUGUUCAUAGUUAUCUGGCUACCUGACAGAUCAGCCAGAUAACUAAACAGACAGAUAAGGUUUGUUUUUAAAUGCACGUCAUGUGAAAGAAAAAUGUCAGAUAUGUUGCAUUCAAAUACAGUUUUUUUUUUCUCCUUUGUUGAAACAAUUUACAGAGGAUGUAUAUCUAAGAACAACUGAAACACUUGUUCAUUAUUUUGCUUUUGCCAGUUUGAUGUAUUUGAAACUCUUGUUUCCAUCUAUAUAAAUGUGUUGGGGCAGUACUAGUGUUACAUUUUUUACUAGAUGUUUAUCAUACAAAGUUGACAAUUGAACCUUCAAAAAUGCACUGCACAAAAUGCUGUCAAUGUCAAAAAUAUGAAAAUCAAAUGCAUGGAAGCUCUGGGUUUAAGCAGUCGGAUGUUAAGUGGAGUUGAAGUCUUUGUCUCAUUUUAACUAGUCAUGCAGAACCGUCUGAGAGUUUUGACAAAGAGGUCCUUGUACUGUAUUUGUCUAAGGGCCAAAUUUGGAUGCUGGUUUCACAAUGACUGGACGAAUCAAUCAGACUGUCCUUUGUAAGCAUCUCAACAUAAAAUCAAAUGUCACUGAAUUUUUUCAUGUGGAAGAAUUUCCAAAGUUUGUAUGAUUUUAAUUUGUUGUACAUUAGUGGGAUUUUGGGGCAAAGGAUUGGAGCAGAUACUGUAAUAAACCUGUACAUUUGAAGCUGG